CGUUUUUGCACCUGGAGUGUUCCAGCACUGGGAGUGAUCUAAGAAAGAAAUUAAACACCUAAAUUUAGAGGCAGAUUAAAUUUAGAUUUAUUAUAAAUUGUUCUAUCAAAUCAAGUUAAUUGUGUAAAAUGUUGCGUUGCUUAACUUCGGCUAUUGUUCAAUGCCGAGGAAUAAAACAACAAGCAAAAAUUAAAUGGGUUAGACCCGAUUAUGUUCCUUCAUACAAAGCAGAAAAGUCUGGUGACUUAGAAAAUAUUCCUAAGAUUUCAGAUGAUGCUCUGGGCCUAGAUUAUACAUUGAGUGGUGAGUUAAAAGAUGCUCCGGAAUCAGUGAAAAAGAUAUUUUCAGUUGCUCAUCUUGGACCUAAAGAAUAUAAAACGUUGGUGAAGGAAGCGUUAACAGAAAGAGUCAAGCAACAUCAGUAUGAUGACACUACUGUAGAAUUCAAAGUUGCAAAAAUGACUGCUCAAAUUAGAUGUCUUCAGGAAACUAUGGACAAACAUCCCAAGAAUGUUAUAGCAAAGAAAGCAUGCCAAGAAUUAAUUGAUAAACGAAAGAAGACAUUGAAGUUGUUAAGACAAUACGAUUAUAAAAAGUUUGAGUGGUUGCUAGAAAAAUUAAAUAUCGAAUAUAAAGCUCAUCCUGACACUUAUAAUAAACUAUCAAGAAAAGAGUCAUUAAAAAAAUUAACUGAAUUACAUUGUGAGGAUGUACGAAACAAGAAAUUAGAUGAAUACAGGAACUUAUUAGAAAGCCAGCAAGGUCCGUUUUUAGAAGAUAAACUCAAUGCAUUAAAGUUCAUUAAAAGUGAACAGAUGGAGCUUCAAUUGCCUGUUACAGUCACAGAUCAAGAUAUAAAGAAAGUAGAAAAACAAUUCAAUGAAUGGAAAAUAAAGAAUGAAAUUAAACAGCAAGGCAAGAAGAAAAAGAGACAUUUGCUGCUAGAAGAUUCUGAAUAGAUUUUAGUUUAAAUCAAAAUAUAUUAAGUAUUAGUUUAACUAUUGUUUUUAUUAUGCAUCUGUGGG
Chilo suppressalis (striped riceborer) is the source of this 1025-nucleotide messenger RNA. Lineage: Eukaryota; Metazoa; Arthropoda; Insecta; Lepidoptera; Crambidae. The record is from the annotation of a GenBank genome assembly.